Molecule: messenger RNA, 2590 nt
Organism: Linum trigynum
Lineage: Eukaryota; Viridiplantae; Streptophyta; Magnoliopsida; Malpighiales; Linaceae
Source: the annotation of a GenBank genome assembly
UCGCAUGAUUAUCAAUAAGAUUAAAUGGGUUAAUAGACUUAAAAGUAAUAUAAAAAUAAUCAAAUAUGAGUAUUCCGGCCAAAGGGCCGGGUUAUAAGCUAGUAGAGUAUAGAGUCGAUCAUAAUCCUACCUACGUGAUUUUGAAGUUCGCUUGGGAGUCGGGGUUCAAAACUGGUAGUUUUAUAUAAGGAGUAAUUAAGGAUUAUGAGAUGGCGCUCCAGCUGAUGAUGAUUAAGCGAGUCGAUGGGGUAAUUACAUCUAUAUGUCGUCACUACUCGCGAGAUGGUUCAAUUUCACUGGAUGAGUGUGCUGUCUGUCCGAUACUUUUUUUUAUGAUGGUAACUUCAUAACAACAUAACAACAUAUCUUGUGCUCUUAGAUAAGUGGAUUGGAUUAGACUAAGUUCACAUUUUAUUAAGUAUGCUAGACUGCAAUUUAGCCUAUUAGUUGAUAGAUGGUGCAUUUGGAAACUCUGAACCCAAGUUGGGUAAUGAUGAUGGUCAAUGACGUGCCUUCUUACAUCAUGUUUCUAACAACAAAAAAACAUCGAUAUUAGACAUGAAACUAAGCAUUACUUCUAGGGGGUUGGACAUUUUGUUCAUUAAGAUAAUAAUCUAAUAAUGAGUAUUUCAAGAAGUUGGUACGUCAUCUGGUAGUCAUACAUUAUUGAUGCUAAUGUUGAAAAUACAUAAUUUCUAAGAUGGACAAGCUUGCAUUGUUCCUUUAGUCAUUAUGGAUUACUAAGUCAAUUAGGUUAAAGGGUUAGGUUUGGAUUUGUGUUUUUUUUUUCAGACUAGGGUUUAACCGUUUUAAGACAUUUUGAUACUUUAACUACUUAAGUGAUACAUGUUAGUAUUUGUGAGAAUUUGUUACAUGUUCAAACUUAAGUGACCAUUCUAGUAAAUUACCAUACUCAAGUGCGGCGACCAAACGACGUCACUUUCUCUCUAUCGAUCAAAACCUUUCUUCCUUCUGCGGCUCUCCUAGCUUUCCCAAAUAUCUCCGGUCUCUACCGUCGCUACUCCGGCGAAGGCGGCUGUCCUGGAUUUCUGGGUUUCCCCGGCGAACAGUUCGCUCUUGCGAAAUCCGAUCUCUUAACAAGGUAAACGCUGCUGCCUUCCCGUCAUCCGAAAGCCUCUCUUUUCUCACUCUAUCCCCUGAUGUUCCCGUCUUCUUUCCUCUAUCACUGCUAUUCUCUUGUGCCUUUUGUCGCACGAUCAUGGCGUUCCUAGGGAAUUCCGACUCCUCGAUCGCAUCAAAGGCAACCUUGUGAAUGAAUUGAGCUGUUUGUUUCUCUGAUUGCUUAGAAUUCCUGAGAUUUUAGGUCGAAAUUGGUUUGGGGAAAAGUUUGCCUAUGAAUGCAGAUAAUGAUGGUUUGAUUAGUGGCCUUAGUUCCAAAUCGAGCUACUUAGGGUUUCUAGCUCUUCCAUUACAAUAGAUUUAUAGGUUAUGAUCUGGUCUUAAAUAUAAUUCUCACUAGUUAAUGUUUCUGAUAAUUGCAGCACUUGGGUGGAAAAGAUGCAAGAUCCAAGAUUGCCACUUUCUGGUGAAAUUUCCAACGGUAAACCACGUAAGAAGAAAGCCCCAUCAACUUCCAGAGCUUCAGUGAUUCAGCUGAAAGGGAAUGAUGUACGAGAGAUUCAACAUGGGCAGGCUGCGGGAGUUCCUUUGCCUCUAAAAACUUCUCAGAAGUUGUCUAGCAAGAAUUUGGCAACGAAUGAGUACACUCCUACUACCAUGUUUCAGCAGACGGAGAGAUCGAACUCCGAUUCCUUGCCGGAAUCUUCUGGUUCGGGGAAUGAUUACAGGGCAUUGAGGAGGAAGUACUUGCUGUUGGAAGAGGAAAGCUUUGCAUUGGGAACCGAGUUGACUGAGGUUGAAGGCGAGGUAAACACUCUCGAGUACGAGAAGCUCGCGUUGUUGGAUCAGCUCAUUGUGCUUGAAGGUCUUGUUGACCCUUUGGGAGUGCAAGCCCCCUGAACUCCUUUUGCUACUGUGCUGUGAUUGUUGUACUUGGGAUACUGUGUUGUUAAUAGAUGGCUCAUGGCUUCUUCUGGAGUCCGAUAUGGUGGAAAAUGGAGCAGUUUGGUUUCUGGUUUUACAAGCUGUGCUAGAAAGGUUGGCGCAUAUAUACAUUGAGAGCUAAGAUUUUUUCAUGUUGAAAGAUUGAAAGGAGUAAGCAAAAGAACAAGUAAUGUGUAUUGCUGGCUUCUAAUGGAUUCAUUGUUGCUAUGCUCAUCGAGUGUUUUUGUUUCUGGCUUUCAUUGUUUGGAUGGAUUCCGUACUACACUUACUGUACUUCAGUACUAGUGAUUUUGAUGGGUCUUGAGUAGUAAUUACUUCAUUUCUUUCACUGCUAUCUGACAGUUUUGUUGUCAGAAACAUCAGGGGAGUUAAAAUCUAAGCCCUAUGGACUAUUAAGCUGCAAGUUACUCUAUCCUAGAUUGACUUAUGGCUUUACUGGGAUAAUCUGUGGAAAAAGUUUUAAUCUUUCGUCUGAUGUAUUGUGCUCUGUAUAUUCUUAUUAUCAUAGUUGUCCUAGCUGAAUUAGACUUGAACUUGAGACUACACAUAAAGGUAAGUCCAAAGA